GUGGAAGCGGUGCCUCAAGACCAUCAGCUUUUUAUAAAGUUCUGUUCUACCAUUUACCAGGAAAGUCAUGGAGAACAUCACGUUGUAUCCAACCUUCAACGUUACACCCCCGGACCACACUUCUGGCAAUACAACUGACUACUAUGAAGACUAUGGACAGUCCCCUGAGAAUUACUUCGCUUUGUUUGUCUACUCUUUGGCCUUUGUACUUGGGACUAGUGGAAAUGGCCUGGUCCUCUGGUUCACAAUCUUCAAGAUGAAAAAGACGGUCAAUGUCAUUUGGUUCCUUAAUUUAUCAAUCGCUGACUUCACCUUCACAUUAUUUCUCCCCUUGAGCAUAAUCUACUUGGCUUAUGAUUUCGAAUGGAUCUUUGGGGCAUUCAUGUGCAAGUUGAAUAGUUCGGUGGCUUUCAUCAAUCUGUUUGCCAGCGUCUUCCUGCUCACCAUCAUCAGUAUAGAUUGUUGUAUCUCUGUCAUCUUUCCUGUUUGGUGUCAAAACCACAGAACGCCAAAACUGGCUUUAUUUGUUGUCAUCGGAGUUUGGGUCCUGGCUAUUAUAUUUAGCCUCCCAUACUUUAUAUUUCGAAACACCGUUCAAUAUUAUGACGGCAGCUUUGGUUGCUUUAACGACUUUGAGCUUGAUCCUGAGAUCGAAGAGUUAUCGCCCAUUGGCAAGUCCCGUCAGAAAGGGACAAUUAUAACCAGAUUCCUCGUGGGAUUUGUGAUCCCUUUUAUUGUCAUUGUCUCUUCUUAUUCCAUAAUUGCUCUACGUAUCCAAAGAAAUCACAUGACCACGUCCACCAAGCCCUUCAAAGUCAUCAUCGCUGUGAUCAUUUCCUUCUUCGUCUGUUGGUUUCCUUAUCAUGUUAUCUCCUUGAUGGAAUUGCAUGCAGGUAAUUUUUCACCCAAUGUAUUUCGUAUUGGCGCUCCUCUCACCUCCAGCUUGGCUUUCAUAAACAGCUGCAUCAAUCCUUUUCUCUAUGUUUUUAUUGGCCGGGACUUUAAGAAAAAAUUCUGGGGUUCCUUCCAUUCAAUAUUCGAGAAAGCUUUCAAUGAAGACUCAUUACAAAAAGACCUCCAGAACAAGACCAAGUCCACCUCUGACUCCCAUGUGGUCUAACUGAUCACCUUCAUAUCUGAACUUCGAUUACAUUCUUAUACACUGAAUGACUGGACUAAACAACUCGAAAAGACCAUCGGUAACAAUGUUUCUUAGCGCUAUGUUAUUUAAAGGUUCAGAAAUCUAUGGUUUGAUCUCAUCACAGUCACAUCACAGGGGGGAUUUCGGUAUUACACAGUUCUCCUUUUUUUAGUCCUCAUCACUCUAGCUUAAUGAUGGGGGAACCCGCAUAUUGACUUAGAACUUGCUCAUAGAUUAUUUCUGUUGGUAAAUAUCUUUAAUCUAGCCCGAUGUAAGUUACUCAGGUUGACUGAACACUGAACAGACACUGGUUGUUUGCCCCAAGACCAUAGAAAUGGUAGAACCAAGACCUGCCGUCCCUCUUGACAUGUCUGUUUUAGGAAAUCAUCGGAUGGCCCAUGAAGUAGCAAUUCUAGGUCUUUUUUUUUUUUUUACUUUGAGUUGUGUAUGAAUGAAUAUAUUGAACACUGGACUGCAACGCUCCUGUUGACAUUGUCUGCACUGAUCUGACAAUGUAGAGUAUGCAAAGACAUACCCCCAACUGGCAGCAUCAAGGUUUUUUCUAGUAGAAAUAACCAAGGAAGAGGGCAGAGUUCUGAGAAUUUUUCCCCCAAAUUGUUAUAGUGUUGACAAUACGAUAAUUUACCACAUGUCAUGAGAGGUGACAGAUACUCUUAAAUUAAAAAAUAUUGGAAGUCAUGAUGUUACUUUGAUUCUAUUUAUUACUCACAGUAUUUUAUUGCUAUAAUAAUGCUGCAGUCAUUACAAAAAAAUCUUAGUUAGACAUUUUAUGUAAAACCCAUGAUACCAAAAUAUUCUUAUAGUAAUAGGGGUCCAAUAUUUCUUAUAUAGAGCAUCAAGUACUCCUACUUUAAAAUUUGAACUACCUGUAUACACCACAGAAGGAUGCGUAUAUGAAUUUUGCAUACAGAACUAUUGAUUUCAGUGUACUGUAUAAAUGAUCAGAAAUAAGCUCCUGAGCUCCCCCUAGUGGUGGCUGUAUACAUCUGUAAGUAGUAGUCUCCUGAGCUCCCCCUAGUGGUGGCUGUAUACAUCUGUAAGUAGUAGUCUCCUGAGCUCCCUCUA
Messenger RNA from Bufo gargarizans (Asiatic toad), 2227 nucleotides. Its product is annotated as chemokine-like receptor 1. Gene Ontology annotation, biological process: complement receptor mediated signaling pathway; positive regulation of cytosolic calcium ion concentration; phospholipase C-activating G protein-coupled receptor signaling pathway. Gene Ontology annotation, molecular function: complement receptor activity; N-formyl peptide receptor activity. Bases 68 to 1120 code for a protein of 350 amino acids. The transcript is spliced from 2 exons. The record is from RefSeq and is a predicted model, not a curated record. NCBI's taxonomy places the organism in Eukaryota, Metazoa, Chordata, Amphibia, Anura, Bufonidae. Gene Ontology annotation, cellular component: plasma membrane.